Messenger RNA from Ruditapes philippinarum (Manila clam), 3714 nucleotides. RefSeq names its product tyrosine-protein phosphatase non-receptor type 12-like. The coding region runs from base 124 to 2496 and encodes 790 amino acids. Gene Ontology annotation, molecular function: non-membrane spanning protein tyrosine phosphatase activity. Gene Ontology annotation, cellular component: cytoplasm; nucleus. Lineage: Eukaryota; Metazoa; Mollusca; Bivalvia; Venerida; Veneridae. The record is from RefSeq and is a predicted model, not a curated record. The transcript is spliced from 16 exons. Gene Ontology annotation, biological process: peptidyl-tyrosine dephosphorylation.
ACGAAACUUGUCAAACGAAUCACGUGACUUAAAUACACAAAACUUCCUGAUUUCUAAAACAGGUAGCAAAUAUUUUACUAAACAUGCUCCUGAAAUAAGUUACACUGGAUUAAUCCUUUCAAAAUGGAGAUAGAUGACAGUGAAAGUACCCUACGCCUUCAAAAAUGUUUACAAACAUUUAUUUUUCAUGUAGAUGAUCUAAUACAUGAGGAUGACCCGUCAGGGGACGGGUUUACCAGGGAGUUUAAGGUAAUACGAGAUGAAGGUAUUAAGAUGAGAGAAGAGAAUACGUACCCGGCAGAAGAAGGGAGAAGACCUUGUAACAUCAAGAAAAACCGAUAUAAAGAUAUUUUACCCUUUGACCAGACGCGGGUAACUCUCACCGAGAUACCAGGAGAGGAUGGGUCAGAUUAUAUCAACGCAAAUUUUAUUCAGGAUCAGUAUGGGGCCAAGUGUUAUAUUGCAAGUCAGGGGCCUGUUCAGACCACAGUUUAUGAUUUCUGGCGAAUGAUCAUACAGUACAAGGUGAAGGUCAUUGCCAUGGCAUGCAAGCUGAUUGAAAUGGGAAAGAGGAAAUGUGAGCAGUAUUGGCCGGACAUGGAAGAAGACGUAGAGGAAUAUAGAGACAUAACUGUUACACUGGUGUCGACAGAAGAUAUAGCUGAUCACUUAACGAAGAGAGUGAUGAGGGCAGUGCGAGCCGGUCAUGGCAGUGUAACUGUUACACAGUUCCACUACAUAGGCUGGCCUGAUCACGACAUUCCAAAUGAUUUUGACGUUAUUCUGGAAAUGAUGGCAGAGAUGCGGGAAAUUAAAUCUCAAGAUACGGAAAAAGCCCCUAUGGUUAUACACUGCAGUGCUGGUUGCGGUAGAACGGGAACAAUAUGUGCCAUUGACUUUGCUUGGGAUCUUCUUAAGUCAGGGAACAUGGAUGAGGCAUUCAGUCUAUGUGAAAUAGUUAGAAUUAUGCGUACACAGAGACAGUCUAUGAUACAGGCACCUGAACAGUACAUGAUGGCCCAUGUAACGAUACAGACGUUAUUCCAGAAACAUCUUGACCUUAUGGAGGAUCACACAUAUGGGAACAUCGGAUUUGGAGAUAAUAGUGACGAGGAUAGUGGAAAACUAGAUGGCAGUGUAUCUGAGGCUGGAAGUGAUUUGAGUGGUUUGCACGACGGAACUCGUAAAAGAUCUGUUAUGGAGCAGGACAUUGCCAAUACCAUUAAAAAGGUCACUCAUGUUCAAACUGCUGAUGAACUAUUAAACCAAACAAAUGCAACCGGAUCAGUCCCUGUGGGACUACCGGAACCACUUAAGCCGACUUUGGCUGUCUAUGUUGCAGAAGAAACUCCGGAACAUGUUACGAGCCCAAAAAUUAAUGAACUUAAGAAAACAUUCUCAAACGAGAAUAAAACAUAUAAAGUCGAGAAAAUAGAAAUGCCAAAUAAACCAGCAACUAAGAUAGAAGAAAGAUAUUUAGAAAAUUUACAUAAAGUUGAAAAGUCAGAAAAGAAGAUGUCUUUUGUUUCUAAUGAAGCGCGACAAAAAGACAUUGAAUCAAAGAGAGCUCUGUAUGACAAACCAAAAAUAUCAGAGAAACCCGCCUUAGAACCUCAGAAAUCGAUGGACAAAACAACGUCUGUGAUAGCUUCUUCUGUUAAAGAACAGAACAACAAUCAGCUUACCAAUGAUAGUAAAGUUAAUAAUGAAAGGCCAUUGGUCCAAAGAGUUGAAAGCCAAAUACAGACGGGCAAUAAAUAUGUAACCGUUUUGUCGGUUGGCGGAGUUCAAGAUAAAAAGCCUACGCUAAGUAAAACCACAUCUGCUCCAGGCCCACCAAUUAAUACUCCCCCACAAAGUUUCACGCAACGAUCAAAGACAUUGUCUGUUAAAAAAUCAAAGAUAGUAGAGGAAAAGCCACAAUCAAGUAUUCCACCAGAAUCUCCGGCAGCACAAACAGGAAGCAUGUAUUCUAUGGCAGGAAAUUCUCAGUUUUAUUCUUCCCUCUCUAAUUAUAGUUCAGCUGUACCGGAAGGGACUAAAAACCAUGUACCAAAUAAUAAAUUGUCUGAUUCGCCUGCCUACAGUUACGCAAAAGCCACCUACGACCCAUACAGUGCUGUUGACGAAAACCCAGGUGACGUACAUCUAUCCAAACCUAAAGUGGAGGCUUCGACUAUCCAAAAUACGCAGGUAUACUCCUACGCUACUGAACCAGUGAAUCCAGCAAACAACAUUUAUGCAGGUAUUGAUAAACAAAUGAAGCCAGUGGGUAAUCGGAAAUCACAUGAAGUUGAUGCAACAUACGAGGCAGUUACCAUUGGGUCCACAUCCGACCAGAUGGCGCCUGCUUUACCUAACAGAGGUUAUCUAGAGGAUGGAGAAAAUCAGAAUAUUGACAAAUCAGUUCCGAAGGUUUUUCGGUCUGGCGGCCGAGCUAUAUUUUUAAAGUUUGAGAAUUCCGUGGAAGUGAAAAGCUUACAGGAAAAGGUUUGAAUUCAUCAUCAUCAGACAAUAUUGUUGCUAGUGACACUCCAGGUUUUAAGACCAAGCUUGGGAAGAAGCCAGGGGGACCAAAAGAGAAACCAUCAUCUUGGAAGAAGAAAUGAUAUUUUGAAUAUAUAGUUUAGAACAUUGUCUUCAGUGAAAAAAAAAACAACUUUCGUGUGUUAACCAGUCUGUACAUUCUAGCAGCUGAUUGGUUGUUUCAAAUCAUAUACAUGUAUUUGAAAUGAGCCAAUCAUAGUGAUGUAAUUGUAGACUGGUCUACCAUUGUAAACUGGUCUACUAAUUAUGCUUCUUUACUUUGGGACCAGAAUGACUUGUAUAUUUAUCAAUUAUAAAACUUUUACAUAUAUAUAUAUAUUUAUAUAAUAAAGAGUAGCCAUUCUUUUCUUGGCAAUUUUUGUAUAAAUUUAUGACAGUUAUUAAGUAUUUACAUAUAUUAAAUAUACAUCUAUUUUAUGGCGAUGGGUGCUUUUUCAAAUUAUUUGAUAUGCUAUACAUAACAUUCCAUUUUAUAGCAAGUGUGUAAAAUUAAUAGUGAAAAAACUUGUGUUUUUUUGCCACAUUUAUUAUUCUUGUUUCAAUUCAACCAUUUUUAGAUAGUGUUGAAUAAUUAAAUAGAAAUAAAAAAUAACUAGAUGACUUAAUUAUAUUUUAGGUUAUUAAAUUAAAAAAAUGACAAUGCCAUAUUUUAAAGGCACUUAUUGUAACAUUCUUAGUAUAUUUUAGUAAUUAGUGAUUUAGAUUUAUGUAGGUAUUUGUAUGUUGCCAGUACCUUUAAGUACUAUGAUGCUAUAAGUUAUUUAUUAUAUAAGAUGGCAUUGUGACCAUUGUCUUACUUUUGUCAGUGAGAUAUGAAAAAUAUCACUCACUGAACUGUGAAAUAUGGAUUGUAUCUCAUUUGUAAGUGCUAAUUGUCUGUAUGUAACAGAAUGUCUGAUACUUCUCAGUGAGAUAUUUUUCAUAUCAGUUCUGAUAAAAUAAAUAUUCUCAUAUAUAUCUAACUGCAUUUUGCAGUACUGUGCUCUUUGAAUAUAGCUGUGCCUUUUCAAAUAUUUUGAGACAGUUGGUAAAGUUUCAAUAUUAUUUUUUUUAUGUUUGAGUGUUUUUUUGUUUGUUUUUUUUUUCUUCAGAAAAUUAUGUACAAAUUUCUUGUUACAUGGUCAUGUAUUAAAUUACAUAAUUAUAAUAAAUACAUGUAAAUAAAUA